AUGGAAGAACGUAGGGGUGUCAAGUCCUUGUAUAGUCUUUGUAAAGCAACCUGUUUGCGGAAUAUCAAAGACUUGUAUGAUAUUGGAAUCACAUCGUACCAAGUAGCUUACCCUAUCCUAAAGACCAUCACCAAUCCCGAACAACUUCAUAUAAUCGAGCAAAGAUCUCCACAUAUAAAGGGUGAAACUGCGGAGCUCUGGAAAGCAUUCAUCGUUCGAGACAUUCCUAAAUGGCAAACAAAGAACUAUGUGCCAAGGGACCCAACCAAAUGGGCCCAAGUGUACAAAAAAUACAAAACUGAGCAUGAUGAGGAAGUUGCUAGCGCUCAAGCCAUUCUGAUGAAUUCAAUGAAUGCACUGAAGCAACACAAACAAGAUCAUGUUAGCAGAUUUGUUGAUCUCAAACGUUUACCGAAAAUUCCAAGGGAUUAUGGAAUGCGCGCACACAAUGGAGGUGUUCCUUUGACCAAGGGAAGGGCGCUUCAAAAUGCUGGACCUAGUUCCUUAACCUGGGGUGGAGGUAGCAGAACAAAAAUGACGGAUGGUGCAAGCGUACUUACGAAAGCUCGUCGAGAAGCUAAGGAAAUGAGUCAAAGAAGCAAACUCAAUACCUUAAGCAGCGGAUUAAGACACGGACAAGUACAGAGGGCCCCUGCUGGAAUGUCUCAAGAAUACAAAAUUGCCAACCAGCCUGCAUUGAAAAUUUUGACGAGACACAGGCCAUCGGGUGCCAGAAGUCCCGGCGCUCUCACUUCACCAUCCAGUGGUCCUUCCCUUGAGGAUCGUGAAAAGAGAUUACGCGAUGCAAUGAGUGGUAGAAAGCCAGUUUCCGGAUCUUCGAAGGAACCUAUGAGUGGAACUUCAGCAGGAACCCUGACCAUGCUAGAUGACGAUAUGUUCGGUGAUGAUGCAAAUGACGUAGACAACCUAUUUGAUGAAGAUGAAGAGACAGAACCAGCCCACCAAGCGUCGACUCGGCUACCGCCAUCUCGCAAGAUCAUGAAAUCAGUUGCACCAUCAACUCGCAUUCGUUCUUCCUCCCCACCAAACAAGGCAACAUCGAGACCAUCCGCAGCGUCAUCUCGACCAGCAGCACCCGGAGCUAUGAUGCCCGCUCGUAGACGACCAGCUUCUGUCGAUAUCUUCAAUCGUGGACCUAAGAAACCUAGAAGAUAG
Molecule: messenger RNA, 1176 nt
Organism: Botrytis fragariae
Lineage: Eukaryota; Fungi; Ascomycota; Leotiomycetes; Helotiales; Sclerotiniaceae
Product: putative rna polymerase ii transcription factor siii subunit a protein
Exons: 2
Coding region: 1-1176 (391 amino acids)
Biological process (GO): transcription elongation by RNA polymerase II
Cellular component (GO): elongin complex; nucleus
Source: RefSeq, a predicted model, not a curated record